UUAUUAUUAUUAUUAUUAUUAUUAUUAUUAUUAUUAUUAUUAUUAGUCGUAGUAGUAUUUAAAAUGAUGUUGCACACCCGUUUGCAAGGCGCGGACGAUAAACAACAGCUACUAAACGGAAUCCCGUGUGCUGCCAUGGACCGUGUGAAGAUGGAGUCUGUCCAGAUUAAAGAGGAGUUCCUUGAACCUGAAAUUGUCCCCAAUAAAAUGGAGUUCUCUGGCCUGGCUUCCCUCCCCAUUAAACAGGAGAUAUGUGACUACUAUCAUUUACAGAUCUCUGAGAUUAAAACUGAGCACAAUGAAUUGCAGAUCCCCCAGACAGAAGAACCCCUUCAUGUUAAAGAAGAGGUGAUGGAAACUGCCCAUAUUAAACAGGAGCCCCAUGAAGUAGAGCUUGACCACAUGGAACCAGGGAAGGAAGAAUUUGAGGACUUCAAACCAAACAUCCCUGAGCUGGAGCCUGUACGCCUGCAGAAGUGUAGCGUGGUUCUGGAGAGAAUCUGCAUGAGAGAGCAAGGUGCUGGAGCGGAAGGCUAUCCCAACAGCAUGCAAGGAGGUGGAAAGGAAGACGGGCGUUCAUAUUCAAAACACAGUCUAGCAGAUUCCAGUCCAGCAGCUAAAGCGAAGCCAGACUGUGGAGAAUAUCCUGACUGUGGGAAAGGUUUCGCCCAGUUAGACCAUUGUAAAAUGCACCAGAGAAUUCAUAAAGAAGGGAUAUUGCAUCAAUGCUCUGACUGUGGGAAGAAUUUAAGUAAUGCAAAACACCUGAAAAUACACCAGCAAAUUCACACAGGAGAGAAACCGUUUAGCUGCUCUGACUGUGGGAAGAGUUUCAGUAGAAAAGACAACCUGAAAAAACACCAACGAAUUCACAUUGAACAGAACUUGUAUUGCUCUGACUGUGGGAAGAGUUUCAUUAGAAAAGCCAGUCUGAAAAAACACCAGAGAUUUCACACAGGAGAGAAACCGUAUCACUGUUCUGACUGUGGGAAGAGUUUCAGUCGGUCAGAACACCUUCAAAGACACCGUCAAAUUCACACAGGAGAGAAACCGUAUCACUGUUCUGACUGUGGAAAGAGAUUCAGUCGGUCAGCACACCUUCAAACACACCGGCGAAUUCACACAGGAGAGAAACCAUAUCACUGCUCUGACUGUGGGAAGCGUUUCAGUCAGUCCGGAGACCUGAGAACACACCAGCGAAUUCACACAGGAGAGAAACCAUAUCACUGCACUGAAUGUGGGAAGAGUUUUAGACAGUCCGGAGACCUGACAGCACACCGGCGAAUUCACACAGGAGAGAAACCAUAUCACUGUUCUGUAUGUGGGAAGAGUUUCAGUCAUUCAGGACACCUGAAAAAACAUCAGCGAACUCACUCAAGAUAGAAACUAUCACUGCUCUGACUAUGGGAGAAUUUCUGUGUCACACCAGUGAAUUCAGAGAGGAGAGAAACCUUAAAGAUGUUAAGUGGGACUUUUCACUCAUUAGGAAAAAAAUGUUAAGUUUGCAUUAUGAAUCCUUGUAAUAUUUGUAUUUGUACAACACUCCUAAGAGCAUACAUUGAAAAUGCUUGCACUCUGAUUGUGUCAGAAAGUGGGCGGUGACGCAGACAUGUCACAAGAGGCUUCUCUGCUGUCAGUUUAACUGGGGCUGUCAAUGCAUUCAGUGUCUGGGAGCGGGAAUGUGCAGAAUGGAAACUUGUCUGCAAUUUAAGUCAGGAGCAAUCCAUAACUCGUUGUGGUGAACGAGUUUCAGGGUUUAGGAAUUAAACUUAAUUUGAAAUUAAAUGAACCGAUGGGAACGAGUAUCCUGACCCAGGUAUGUAGCAUCCCAGAGACAAGACAGCACCGUCAUUACUGGGGAACCGCCUGGAGGAUUUGUCUUGUAAGAACUAACGAAAAACUAUAUUGUCCAAUAACUGUAUUACGACUUGAAUGACUGAAUGAUGCUCAACAUGUAGCUUUGCAUGGUCUAUGAUUUUAUUUGUGCCUACUUUUAUAAACUCACCCAAAUAAUACCAGUGUAGCAAGCAUGUGUAUGGAUCUUCACGGAGGAUUGGUAUUAUUUUUAAUCAUGCAGGUAACACAGCUGCAUUGUGUGGUUCAAGCAUGCUAUACUCUGCGUCGGACCUGGACCUGCGAAUACUUGGAUCGGUUUGGGUUUUUUUUUUCACAAUUCACAAUUGUGACUGUAACAUGUUUGCGGCUGCUGACAGAAAGAAAUUGCUCAGAAGUUUAAUUGAUUUUUUUUUCGCUGUCUAUUUAGCUGUACUAUAGUAAAAAUGCUAAGUUUAACAAGUAAGUAACAGGGUUCAAAAACUGUAACGUUACUCGGCCCUACGUGUUGCUUCAACUGUUUAAAUAACCUACCUGUCAUUUUUAUUUUCAUUGCUAACAUCCUGACAACUUUUGUAAUAUAA
Molecule: messenger RNA, 2417 nt
Organism: Polyodon spathula (Mississippi paddlefish)
Lineage: Eukaryota; Metazoa; Chordata; Actinopteri; Acipenseriformes; Polyodontidae
Product: zinc finger protein 501-like
Exons: 3
Coding region: 64-1383 (439 amino acids)
Biological process (GO): regulation of transcription by RNA polymerase II
Molecular function (GO): RNA polymerase II cis-regulatory region sequence-specific DNA binding; DNA-binding transcription factor activity
Source: RefSeq, a predicted model, not a curated record